AUGACUGAAGCAAUGGACAUCGACGAGCCUGCUCCGGCACCGCGCCAAGUAAACGCAAUGGCGGCGCUCAUGGCCGGCGCCAAGGCCAAGGGCAAGCAGAAGGAGGAGGCGGUCGACCCGCGCGAGGGCUUGCCAUGGGUGGAGAAGUACCGGCCCGAGAGCUUGGACGACGUCGUAUCUCAUCAUGAUAUUACCGCUACGCUGGACAAGUUCAUCGAGACCGGACGGCUGCCGCACCUCCUCCUCUACGGGCCUCCAGGUACGGGCAAGACGUCCACCGUGCUGGCUCUCGCGCGGCGGUUGUACGGACCAAUGUUUAGGAAGCAUAUCCUCGAGUUGAAUGCGUCGGACGACCGUGGUAUCGACGUCGUGCGUGACCAGAUCAAGAGCUUUGCCGCCACCAAGGUGUUGUUCUCGAAAGGCGGGUUCAAGCUCAUCAUCCUCGACGAGGCGGACAUGAUGACGCAGGCGGCGCAGGGCGCCCUCCGCCGUGUGAUCGAGCAACAUACCAAGAAUGUGCGGUUUGCGAUUCUGUGCAACUACGUGAACAAGAUCACGCCGGCAAUCCAGAGUCGAUGCACGCGAUUCCGGUUCAGCCCGCUUCCGGAAAGCGAGGUCGCGCGCAAGGUCGAUGACGUGGUGGAGAAGGAGGGUGUGACAAUUACGGCGGACGGACGAGCGGCGCUACUCAAGCUCGCACGCGGAGAUAUGCGCCGCGCGCUGAAUGUGCUCCAGGCGUGUCAUGCCGCGUACGACAACGUAGACGAGACGGCUGUGUACAACUGUACGGGCAACCCUCACCCAGAGGACAUCCGGACGGUUGUGGAGAGUAUGAUGUCUGACGAGUUCGGGACGGCGUUUACUCGUAUCACUGCUCUCAAGGCAGAGAAGGGGCUUGCGCUACAGGACCUCGUUGCGGGCGCAUACGACUUUCUCGAAACUGUCGAGCUACCAGUCCAGUCGCGCGUGUACCUUCUCGAUCACCUGGGCCAAGCAGAACAUCGCCUGUCGCUCGGCGGCUCGGAGAAGAUGCAGCUCUCGGCGAUCCUCGGCGCGUUCAAGGUCGCUGUCGAGCUGUCGCAGAAGAAGUCGCUCAAGUAG
This is a messenger RNA of Cutaneotrichosporon cavernicola, 1101 nucleotides long. RefSeq lists its product as uncharacterized. The coding region runs from base 1 to 1101 and encodes 366 amino acids. NCBI's taxonomy places the organism in Eukaryota, Fungi, Basidiomycota, Tremellomycetes, Trichosporonales, Trichosporonaceae. Gene Ontology annotation, biological process: DNA repair; DNA-templated DNA replication. Gene Ontology annotation, molecular function: ATP hydrolysis activity; DNA binding; DNA clamp loader activity. Gene Ontology annotation, cellular component: Ctf18 RFC-like complex; nucleus; Elg1 RFC-like complex. The transcript is spliced from 8 exons. The record is from RefSeq and is a predicted model, not a curated record.